This is a messenger RNA of Solanum pennellii, 2919 nucleotides long. RefSeq lists its product as uncharacterized. The coding region runs from base 357 to 2645 and encodes 762 amino acids. The transcript is spliced from 4 exons. The record is from RefSeq and is a predicted model, not a curated record. Lineage: Eukaryota; Viridiplantae; Streptophyta; Magnoliopsida; Solanales; Solanaceae.
UUUUUUUUUUCUUCACUGCCACUCUCUGCCUACAAUUUCUCUUCCUUUUAUCUCUCUCUGCCAUUUGUUUACAAACUAACUUCCAUAAUCCCUCUUAAUACAACACCUAAUCACUUCUAAAUCUCAUUUUAUCAACUCUUAAUCUCACAAUUAUCCAAAGAAAGAUCACUUUUUUAAGCAAUAAGAAUCAUAAAAGAGUGAUCUUUAUUGUAUUUUCUUGAUUUGGGUUUAUACUUUAUAGCAAUCUUGGAUCACUUUUUAGUCUUGAAAGGACAAAAAAGUGAUCUUUUUUUAUCUUUUUGGGUAUUUUCUUGUUCUUGGGUCUGUAGUAUUUUGGGGAUUUGAAGUGAAAAAAAAUGGUUGUUAAGUUGAUGAAGUGGAUGCCAUGGCCUCCACUUUUAUUAUCUAAGAAAUUUGAGGCUAAGAUUACUGUAAAUUGUAUUAAAGGUUUCAACUUUUUGUCAGAAAAGCAUGUGGGGGUCCAAGAUUUUGAUAGAUUGAGAGUUGGAAUUAAGUGGAAGGGAUCAACAAAGGGGAUUUCUUUGAAUUUGAGCUCUUUUACUCGGAAAAGUGUACAGAAGAAUUUUACAAAAGAAGAGUGUUUAAAGGAAGAUGAGGGGAUUGUUGAAUGGAAUGAGGAAUUUUUAAGUGUUUGUAACUUUUCAGGUUAUAAAGAUGGUGUUUUUCAUCCUUGGGAAGUUGUGUUUACUGUGUUCAAUGGUACAAGCAAAGGAACAGAUCAGAAGGUACCCAUACUUGCUGCUGCGACAUUGAACCUUGCAGACUUUGCUUCAUUAGCUGGAGAAAAAGAAGACGGCAUUGAAAUUUUUGUUCCUUUGGAAGCCUCUGUUGGCAGAUUCAAGAGGUGCCUUUCACUCUGUCUAUCGCUCAACCUUGUGGAAUUGAGGAACACUAACGAAGCUUCAGAGAACAUUCCAAAGUUUAUCAUGUCUGCUCCAGUAUCUCCAAAUCCUGGAAACGUUUUGUUGAUAGACAGAAAUGAGGGUUCUUCUUUAAAAGCAGGUCUGCGGAAAGUUAAAAUUUUCAAGGCAUUAUCUAUUGGGCGACACAAGAAGGUAUCUCAUGAAGAGGAAAGCAGCAGUGAUGGAAGGAACUCAGUCAGAAGUGAGGAUCCCAAUUAUGUUUACCCAGUGGAUACAGAUUCACUUGAUGAUGAUUCAGAAGAAGGAGAACCGGAGAAAGGAAUGGAGGAUACAAGUGUUCAGAAGUCAUUCAGUUAUGAAACACUUGUCUAUGCAAACCAUGCUGGUGGAUCAAUUUGUUCAAUCACAAGCAGCAGCAGCGACGACGAGGAUUUAGUCCACUACAGCCAUCAUAUUUCAGACACAAGGCACAAGUACCCCGAGGAUACAACUGCAGCACUACGAAAUCAAUCUGCAGAGCAGAGUUCUAAACGCAGCAUUAUCCCCUGGAAAAAGAGGAAGUUGAGUUUGAAAUCUUCUAAAACCAAGGGGGAGCCGUUGUUGAAGAAACAUUAUGGAGAGGAUGGUGGAGAUGAUAUAGACUUUGAUCGUCGACAGCUUUGCUCAUCUGAUGAAUCUUCUUCGGGGUGGUACAAAUCUGAGGAAACUUCUCCAAAUCGAUUUUCUAUCUCCGAGUUUGGAGAUGACUGUUUUGCUGUGGGUAGUUGGGAGCAGAAAGAGAUAAUAAGCCGUGAUGGACAAAUGAAGCUGCAGACUCAGAUAUUCUUUGCUUCGAUUGAUCAACGAAGUGAACGAGCUGCUGGUGAAAGCGCUUGUACAGCCUUGGUUGCUGUCAUAGCUGAUUGGUUCCACUGCAAUCCCAAGGAUAUGCCCAUCAAGUCCCAACUUGAUCGUCUUAUCCGGGAAGGCUCACUGCAGUGGAGGAAUCUUUGUGAAAAAAAGACCUACAUGGAACGUUUCCCAGAUAAGCAUUUUGACCUCGAGACAGUCCUGGAGGCGAAAGUGCGUUCACUCUCAGUCGUCUCCGAAAAAUCAUUCAUUGGGUUCUUUCAUCCUGAAGGAAUCGAAGAAGAGGAGGGGUUUGACUUCCUUGAUGGCGCCAUGUCUUUUGACAACAUAUGGGACGAGAUAUCUAAAUCUGCUGAAACCCCCAGUCAUGGCAAGUCCUUUGUUUACAUUGUGAGUUGGAAUGAUCACUUCUUUAUCCUCAAGGUCGAAAAAGAUGCAUACUAUAUCAUCGACACACUGGGCGAGAGGCUUUUUGAGGGUUGUAACCAGGCAUAUAUCCUCAAAUUCGACAAAGACACAACAGUUAUGCGGUUACCUAGUGAGUCUCAACAAUCAGACGAUAAGCCAUCUAGCGAUAGAAAAGAGAAAUCCGAUGUCAAAGAAGCUGCUGAUGAAGGAAAAUUUGUCAUUUCUACCAAUGGCUCCGACAAAAUGCAGGAAGACAUGGUACCUGAAAUCAUUUACAGUGGUAAAGAGGCAUGUAAAGAGUACAUUAAGAGAUUUUUGGCAGCAAUCCCUAUUAGGGAGUUACAAGUUGAUGUAAAGAAAGGAUUGAUGGCAUCGACACCCCUUCAUCAACGGCUACAAAUUGAAUUCCAUUACACAACGAGCUUUGAUCCGAAGUUUGAGUCAUCGUCUACACAAGGACUGACUGCUAACAGUUUGGCCAUACUACCGUCAACAUCAGAGUAAGCAACGAUUAAGCUUUAUGAGUAUAUGCAUAAUGCUAAUCAUUUUAGGAAUUUUGAACAGCUAAUUGCUGUUUAUCGCUCCCUGGAGAGUCCUUUUCUUUUUUUUCUUUCGUAUAUGAGUGUAACUAGCUCGGUAUCUUCUUUGUCUUUUCUUUCUUGUACGGGGGAAAUGAUAAUGUAAAUGACUAUGGAACUGUUCAAGAGUACUCAUUUUUUUAUUCUCUCAAAGAGGGAAGUUGAGUUAAAUGAAUAUAUUAGUUCCACAUUGCUCUUGA